GGAGGAGAGUUAUAGCGAAGAGUACACUUUGUGUGAUGAAUUCUACCCCUUCUGAAACAGCAGGUCUUUUCCAAAUGUCUGCUCCACAUUCCGUUCCAAUAAUCCCAAAGGGAGAUUUGGAGAAUCUUGCCUUGUUCCAGAUGAGAAACGGAUUGAUAAUAAAGGCAAGACAUAAACACAGAAACAUCGAUGUGUCUGUCAAGUUCCUGACCAACCAAAGUGUACGAGACAGAAAGGUUAUGGAACUUCUGAAGGAAGUAACAAAUACCGGAUGUAUCCAGGCUAAACAAAUCGUUCCGCUGAUGGGGGUUUAUUCCUGUCCUCAGUUCCUCGGACUGGUUACAGAAUGGAUGUGCAAUGGAUCCCUGGAUUCUCUCAUACACGAGGGUGAUUUCUAUUCAAAUUUACCAGUCCCUCUCAGACUGAGGAUUCUAUUGGAUGUUGCUGAAGGGAUGAGUCACCUCCAUGGGAUGGAACCUCCUGUUAUCCACCAGGCACUGAAACUCAGCAACGUCCUCCUGGAUAAAGACUACAGAGCUAAGCUUUCAGAUUACAGCAUGUGCAAAUGGAGGAAGUGGACCUCAUCUUCAACCCUUGCGAUCCCAUCCAAUCCUAAAGACAUUGUCUAUAUGGCACCGGAGUGUCUCCAGGGAAAGCCACCAUCCACAAAGGGAGAUGUAUACAGUUAUGGCAUGUUGGCAUAUGAAGUGCUCACCGGUAGGAGGCCUCAUGAAGAUAAGCAAAACCUGCAGGAUAUAAUACUAGCGAUCAACAAUGGAGCCAGACCUAAUUGCACAACCGAGGCCUUUCCAGCCAGUCUUCCUCACCGAGAUACUCUGAUCCAUCUCAUCACUAGUUGCUGGAAUGAGGAACCGCAGAAGAGGCCACAGUUCAGAGAUUGCAAAAAUCUCCUGAAGAGCGUUUUUGAAACUUUUGACUCCUCAAUGGUGUCGAAUGCAGUUCACAGUCUGGCACUAACAAAGGGGAGAAUGUUGGAAGAUGCUCACCAUACCCAAUUAUUUUGCAUUGAUGUGAAAAACCUGGAGUUGCCUUGUGAUGAAAUUCCCUCCAAAUUGCCUCCAACGAAGAACAUGCAUCUGGAGAGAAAUAACAUUGUGUGUGUCGAGAAUCCAACUCCAGGACGUCUCAACAGUGAACAUUCCCCAAAUCCUUAAACAUCCCAGAGAACCAGAGACCACCAACACAAAGUCCACAAAAAAAAGAUACAGCUUCCUCGCCUCAGUUGGCAUCAACCCUAUGCACCCAGAUCUCAUGCUGUUGUUCUUCCAUGCCUCCAUCUAUACAACACUGUAAAAUGAUGAAAGAGAUUCAACCAACAUUGCAACAAACUCCCAGGAUGAAAGUCAGUCAGUCAGAACACAGCCUAUCAGAUUUUCAGUUGGAGGAAAGUCAAACUCCAUGCACUCGGAUUUUGAAACAGUGUCGGGAGUUCCUUAUAAAUUAUAUGACGGAAGGACGCCUCAACCACAUCCUUGAUGUGCUCCGAUCCCAAAAGCUGCUGACAAAGGCCAGCUAUGAAACUAUCGCAGCACUAAACACACAGACCAGCCGAACACGAGCACUCUUGGAUAUUUGUCUCUGUCUCGGGGAAGGAGCAGCAAGGGUCGUUGUCGGCCUGUUACCAGAAGACAAGAAAGUCCAGGUCGCAGGGAGAAGUACUUGUCUGCAAUGCCUCGUGAAUCAAAGCUAAAAGCACUGAGGAUCAGAGAUCACUACUGGUGUUAAGACAUCUUGGAACUGUUAUGAAAUGAUUGAGUCCAGGUGUACAAACAGUGUACAGUAUACAUCAAACCACAUUGACUGAUCAGUUACCUUCAGCGCUAAACAAUUAUUGGUUUUAAAAAAAUUACAUUUAUACAACUGAGUCGAUCUAUUUUGUCUGAAUUAUCCUGAAGAUUAAUUGUGAAAGUUUAUU
Callorhinchus milii (elephant shark) is the source of this 1936-nucleotide messenger RNA. Its product is annotated as receptor-interacting serine/threonine-protein kinase 2. The record is from RefSeq and is a predicted model, not a curated record. The transcript has 12 exons. Bases 36 to 1175 code for a protein of 379 amino acids. Gene Ontology annotation, biological process: protein phosphorylation. Gene Ontology annotation, molecular function: ATP binding; JUN kinase kinase kinase activity. NCBI's taxonomy places the organism in Eukaryota, Metazoa, Chordata, Chondrichthyes, Chimaeriformes, Callorhinchidae.